AUGCACUCUCGGUCGUUGCAAAACUGUGACGCGAAUGAUUUGUUGGGCGGCAGUGCCGACACCUCUUAUCUAAAGCGAACAGAUGAUGCACGAGCCGGGUAUGCACAGGUCCGCGUGUUGAGCUACAACUUCAACAUACUUCCCAGAGGCUGUGGCGGAUUCCAAGGGGAGCGCAUCAGCGCUUUCCUGGAGUACGUCGAUCAAUACGAUGUUCUGAUGCUUCAGGAGGUCUACGCUGUGAGUGUACUGCCGUACUUUGUGCAGAAGCGUGUAUGCUUCCAGAAGCGUCUGCUGGAUAAGCUUAACGAACGUGGCUUUUCACACUACGUCAUCUCGAGGCAGCCGUCGUACCCUACGAUCAUGCGCGACAAUGUGCUUUCCGAUAAUGGCCUUAUCAUUGCAUCACGGUUCCCCAUUGGGCAGUGCGGGUCGUACACGUUCUGCAGCAGUGGACAAAACGAACGGUCUGUUCGGAGGGGUUGCCUCUUUGCCGAGGUGACGGUGCCGUUGAGUGAUGGCGGGAACGAGCCGGUUGUAUUCUUUAAUGUGCACCUUCGCCCUGAUGAAGGUCCCAUCGCAGCCUCCUCGCAGGUGAUGAAGAUGGGCCAAUACGUUGAAUCUGUGAUUCGUCACCUCUAUGCAGACGAAGACGAGGCGCUGAAAGCUCCAUUUGUGGUGGCUGGUGACUUCAACGUCAAUGGCAUUGACAUCCACAAUGCUGGGCAGCCCACAAAGAGACUGAGCGACCUUAUGCAGGAGCUGCAGCGGCUGGGCGGUGGGCUCAGCGAGGCGAUUUUCGACACUCAUGGCUGCCACCCCCCGACACGGCCGUCGAAGCUAUUCUUCCCGGCGCAGUCGAAGCUGCACCGUAACUUCCUCACGCCGCAGAGACAGGACUACCUUUUCGUCAGCCCGUCGGUUGAGGUUCACGUAGCACGGAUUCGUAAAUUUGUGGCGAGCAGCCAGCGGCCGUAUAUGUAUCUCUCCGACCACUUUGGUGUGUCCGCAACACUCUGUGUCGCUGCGACCGGGCGGCACGCGCACCGAGAGACGCUGAGGCGUCGCGUCCUGAGUGUGUCACUCGCCGGAGAGGCUGUCCACGAGCGCUCCAAUCCGCUUUCGAGCAUGAAGAUGGAGGUCAUCCCCUUGUUAAUGCUGGCAUGGGCCGCCUUGCACUUGAGUCGGUUAACCCUCCUCUGUCUGGGGUUUGUGUGGCUUCUAGUGUGGUGGUUUAGCUCUCGCAUCCGCGUUCUGAGCAACGAGAAAAAAUUUGCGAUGGUAACAAGCGUUGUGGUAGAGGGCAAGGAGGCAGUCACACUGAAGCAGCCAAAGGAGUACAGCAUCCUGCGUGGUGUGGGUAGUCUCGCGGAGAUGUGGCAGCGGACGGUGUAUAACCACAAGGCGUUGCGUUGCCUCGGCCGGAAAAGUGAUGUUGGCGAGCCGGAGUGGUCAACGUACGCAGCGGUGGACGCACGUGUGCGGGAGCUUGGAGCUGGUCUUUGCGCGUUGGGUAUUGCUCCUGGUGAUGUUAUUGGUGUGGACUGUCAGGCAAGCAGUAAGGCAGUCAUCCUCGAGCUUGCGUGUGCAGUGUACGGUUUUUCAACGCUUACGCUUGUUGGGAAUAGCACUACUGUCCGGGCACUUAUUGAUGAAUAUAACGUGAAGGUUGCCUUUGCCAGUCGAAGCGCCGUGGCGUCGCUUCUUACGUGCCGCUCACGAAGGCUGGAGACGGUGGUUUUCAUUAACCCCUUCUCCGACGCUGUAGACGACGCGGUUGCGCGUGAUGUCGGCAUUACGUUGGUCUCUUACGAUGAUGUGGCACACAAAGGACGGUCGUACGCUGCUCCCCCGCCUUUGCACGUUGAUAGCAAUUCCGUGUUUUCUCUGGUUGUGGACACAGCCACCACGGGUGAUUGCCCGAAGACGGUCCGCAUCACGCAUGGUGAUGUGCUUCGUAGCAUUCAAACACUUGUUGCCACCUCCGUUCUUCCCACCUCGCAGGAGAAACAUCUGCUGGUGCAGUUUAUGCCGUUCUCAGUGGUGUUUAACCGCAUUUUCGUCUUUGGACUUUUUGCGCACGGGAGCUCUGUGGCGACGUCAGAUGCGUUCACGCAGCAAACCUUCGCGGUAUUUCGGCCGACGAUCAUGCUGGCCCCACCCACUCUUUUCGCAACAAGCGCGAUACAGCUGGACCGCAGGAAUGAGCGGUAUGGGCGUGUAUACAAGUGGGUGUUCGAGUGGGUGUAUCAGCUCCGCUCCGUCCUCAUUAAUGUGCACUGCCGUGACCUGUCGGUCCUGCGUUUUCUUUUUUUUCACUCCACCCGGCGACAGCUUGGGGGAAGAGUGGAAAAAAUUGUGCUUUACGCAUCGGAAGAGAGUACGCCGUAUGAACUGGAGGAGCACAUCAGAGUCUGCUACGCGCCUUGCCUGCGGGAAGUGUUCUUCCUGCCGUCUGAGGGUGUCUUCUGUGUCGAUGGUAUUCCGGCACCCGGCCUGCGGGUCGAGCUUGACCCGUUCGACGAGACUGCGAGGAAGGCGAAGAUUGGUCAACUUGCCGUUAUCUGGGAGGCUGAGGAGAAGCACUCGCUGCCAAUUGCGGCGAAGUGGAAUGAUGACCGGACACUGCGACUUAUGGGUCCGCCAGAGGGAGUUCUGUUGCCGGUCAAGUGCGAGUAUGUUGUGGCGGCGGAACUUGAACGCAUGUUUGCCCAAUCGCGCUAUGUGAACGAUAUAUUCCUACACGCGCAGCCGUCGAAGCCUAUCAUAGCUGUGGUGGCACCCAACCGUGAUACCGUUGAAUUUGAAUGGAUGCAGCGCUCCGGCCGCGAUGAAAGCGAGAAGCUUAGCUGGACAAAGCUUGCCGGUUUUGCAGGAGAUCUCAUUCUUGCGGAUUUCCGACAUAUUGCCAAGGCGCAUUCUCUCCAUGAAUCGCACGUCCCAGGGCACGUGCACCUUCACCCGCACGCGUUUUUGGACCACGAGAGCUUUUUGACACCAUAUGGGGAAAUCAGGCGCAAGUGCGUGGCCCUUUACUUUAAAUCUGUUAUUGAUAAUUUUAACUUGGAUGUUGCAUCCCAAUCCAGUCCGACGCAGGUGUGUAGCAUCUCCAGCGAAGAAGAUUCAACACCGAAGGAGAGCGUCGAAAAACCUGUCCCCCUGCGGGUUCCUCUAGCUAUCGACAUUGGUGGUACAUUUGCCAAGUUGAUCUAUGUGCAACCACCUGGUGUCUUUGACGUACCAGACUACUUGGUGCACGAAGCCUCUUCACUUUCAGAAACGCUUGCAGUACGAACAUUUCGAUUUUUUGACGAUGUGCGGGGGGCGGAGGAGCAACUGAGGGAUUCUCCUAAUUCAGUGGUGGGAACAGUGCGCUUCGCGAAGGUUCCAUCAAAGCGCAUUCCCGAUUUCGUGGAGUACCUGGGCGAAAUUAAGGCGCUCAACUUUUAUGGUCAAGCAUACCGCGAAAGCAUCCGGGCAACCGGGGGCGGUGCAUUCAAGUACGCCAGUCUCGCGAAGAAACUGGAGACCACUUUUGAGGUGGUGCGGGAAAUGGAUGCAGUGGUGCAGGGCCUCGCACUCGUUAUCCGGGCAGCACCGGAGUCCAUCUUUACCGUCGACCCGCCAACAGGGAGACGCUACCCGCACAAGUUGCGCACCCCCCCUGGUGAGCCGCUGUCGCCGUUCCCGUGUCUGCUUGUCAACAUUGGCUCUGGUAUCUCCAUCAUCAAGUGUAUCGGCCCUGACGGCUCGCACGUGCGUGUGGGUGGGAGUCCCAUUGGUGGGGCAACGUUCUGGGGUCUCGUGCGCACCAUGACGGAUGUGACGUCGUGGGAAGAGGUGAUGGAAAUAAUGAGACUUGACGGCCCUGGUGACAACAAAAAUGUUGACCUUCUCGUUGGUGAUAUAUAUGGCUUUAACGCGAAGGAUCUCCCGGCGAUGCUUUCCGUUGACACUGUCGCCAGCACGUUUGGCAAGUUUGGAACGGAACGCUUCUGCAACAUGGCGACGGGCAUGAAGAGGGCACACAGCAUCUCAAGCGAUGAGGGGGGUGACGCGCUUUCCCCAACCUCCCCAUUAAAUGCUUUGUCACCAACGCAGCCUGUGAAACGCAAGAAUAAGCCAUCAGCAAUUGAUAUUGUGCGGUCAUUGUUGAACAUGAUAUCCAGCAAUGUCACACAGCUGGCUUACCUUCACAGUCAAAUGCAGAAUGUUCCAAACAUAUUUUUCGCUGGUGGGUUUGUGCGCAAUAAUCCAAUUGUAUGGAGCCACAUUUCGUCGACGCUUCAAUAUUGGUCAAAGGGGGAAUGCUACGCACACUUUCUAAAACACGACGGUUACCUGGGAGCACUUGGCUCAGCGACGAUGGUGGGAGAAAAGGAGACCGUAUAG
This is a messenger RNA of Trypanosoma grayi, 4389 nucleotides long. RefSeq names its product putative pantothenate kinase subunit. Lineage: Eukaryota; Euglenozoa; Kinetoplastea; Trypanosomatida; Trypanosomatidae. The transcript has a single exon. Gene Ontology annotation, cellular component: cytosol; nucleus. Gene Ontology annotation, molecular function: ATP binding; pantothenate kinase activity. The record is from RefSeq and is a predicted model, not a curated record. Bases 1 to 4389 code for a protein of 1462 amino acids. Gene Ontology annotation, biological process: coenzyme A biosynthetic process.